AUGUCACCGGCAACAAACCAUACCCUCCCACACACUCUCCCCCUCACGCUCAUCGUCGCAACAACCCCAAUUCGCAUCGCAUCUACCCUCACCCCACAAGACCGGAAUGAGCCAACCCGCCUGGGCAUCGGGCUCAAGGGCAAUCUCCCCUGGCCGCGCAUCAAAGCCGACAUGAACUUCUUCGCGCGCGUAACAUCGCGGCCCCCGGUCCCAGGAACCACGAAUGCAAUCAUCAUGGGGCGCAAGACAUAUGACUCAGUGCCGAGCCAUCUACGACCCCUCGGGAAACGAAUCAGUGUCGUGGUUACGCGUGAUCAGACGGGAUCAGUCAAGAAGAGCGUGAUGAAGGAGCUUGAGGCGAGGAAGGAGAAGUUGGCUGCUGCUGCAAAGGCUAAAGCGGAGAAAGAGGCCGAGACGCAGACAGAUGUGGCCAAGGGGGUUGUUCCGGAGCCGAUUACGGAUGUGAUUGUGACGCCGAGUUUGGAUGCGGCAAUCUCAGAGCUGGACUCUGAGUAUGGGGCGAAGGGUCAAUUGGGCAAGAUUUGGAUUAUUGGGGGUGCGGAGAUUUACGGGGCUGCGUUGCGGAUGAAGCUUGAGGGGAAGCGGCCUGUAAGGAUUGUUGUGACAAAUGUAGUGAGGAAGGGAGCUGGUAAUGAGUCUUCAUUCGAGUGUGAUACUUUCUUCCCGUUGGAUGGAAUGACGGAGAAGGAUGGGUGGAGACGGGCUAGUUCUGAGGAGGUUUCGGAGUGGGUGGGGGAGGAGGUUGAGGAGGAGUGGAAGGAAGAGGGGGAUGUCGAAAUACAGAUGGUUGGAUAUGAGCGUUUACAUUGA
This is a messenger RNA of Penicillium maclennaniae, 831 nucleotides long. RefSeq names its product dihydrofolate reductase. The transcript has a single exon. The record is from RefSeq and is a predicted model, not a curated record. The coding region runs from base 1 to 831 and encodes 276 amino acids. Lineage: Eukaryota; Fungi; Ascomycota; Eurotiomycetes; Eurotiales; Aspergillaceae. Gene Ontology annotation, biological process: glycine biosynthetic process; dihydrofolate metabolic process; tetrahydrofolate biosynthetic process. Gene Ontology annotation, cellular component: mitochondrion. Gene Ontology annotation, molecular function: dihydrofolate reductase activity; NADP binding.